This is a messenger RNA of Aspergillus puulaauensis, 783 nucleotides long. RefSeq names its product PQ-loop repeat-containing protein. Bases 1 to 783 code for a protein of 260 amino acids. The transcript is spliced from 5 exons. The record is from RefSeq and is a predicted model, not a curated record. NCBI's taxonomy places the organism in Eukaryota, Fungi, Ascomycota, Eurotiomycetes, Eurotiales, Aspergillaceae.
AUGGAUGUCCCGAUCGCAGCCAAUGUCCUGGGCACCACCGGUGCAGUCUGCUGGUCCGUCCAGCUUCUGCCUCAGAUCUUCAUCAACUAUCGGCGCCACGACACCGAAGGACUGCGGGCGUCCAUGAUGAUGCUGUGGGCCAUCGCCGGCGUCCCGCUUGGCGUGUACAAUAUCGUCGAGGAGCUGAAUGUGGCGCUGCGCGUCCAGGCCCAGAUCCUGACUUUUCUCAGCCUUGUCACCUGGGCCCAGUGUCUUUACUACGGAAAGAAAUACUCAAUCUCGAGGUGUGCCGCCGCGGUCAUGUCUCUUCUUGUGAUACUGGGAGGUAUCGAGACCGGCUUGAUCUUUGCCCUGCGUGCCGCUAAAGACCGGGGUUUUGAAUGGCCGAUGAUUCUGAUGGCUGUUCUAAGCGCAUGCUUUCUUGCUGCGGGUGUUCUGCGACACUACUGGGAUAUAUACGUGCAUCGCACCGUGCGUGGAAUCAGCUUUAUCUUCGUCGGAAUUGAUGCCGCUGGUGAUUUAUUCUCGCUCGUAUCCAUCGUGUUUGAAUCGCAGAUAGACAGCCUGGGCAUGGUGAUAUACGGAACCGAGCUGGUGCUGUGGAUCGGGGUUUUCAUCUGCGGCUUCGUGUUUAAUUUCCUGCCUUGGAUUACAGAGCGAUCGAAGAAACAGCGAGCUGCUGCAAGAGAACCAGUGACUCUCCACCAGAUGCCAUCGUCGACAUCUGUUUUCCGGACGGCGUCUGGGUCUGAUGUCGUGAGGAGAAUCCCACAACGCUCUUAG